Molecule: messenger RNA, 4257 nt
Organism: Ictidomys tridecemlineatus (thirteen-lined ground squirrel)
Lineage: Eukaryota; Metazoa; Chordata; Mammalia; Rodentia; Sciuridae
Source: RefSeq, a predicted model, not a curated record
AAUUAGAGGGGACCAUCAAAGAAAAGUCAGAUCCAAAGAUACUGGAGGGAUCUUCCUAGACCUGAAUUCUGGAGACGGUUCUUACCUUUAAUCAAGCUUGCCCAGGGAUUUUGUGGUUCAGUCAUGGAGAGUGACGGAGAAUCUGAAUAUUGGCUGCUGGCUGGAGCCAAUGAAGAAUAGAGGCGUCCAUGACCCUACAUGACUCCCUUGUCCUCGCCGUGGUUCAUCUACAAUUAGGAACGGGCAAAGGACACAAAACAAAACAGACCAACGGAGGUUCCUACUUGGAGAGUUCCAGGGGUGGUGUGAACAAGUCACUUAGGAAGAAGGAAUUCUCACCUCCAUUACUGCAGUCUUGUCUUCAGACGAAGCGCUGAAGCGUGUCUCUCUGGGUUCUAUUUCCAGGGGAACCUGAAAACUUUGCCAAUGGCGCCUUAACAAGUCAGUAUACAGGGGGCGCUGCGAGGGAGACUGCCAGGCUGGAGGAGGGACUUCCGGCCCCAGCUACUUCCGGUGUCUCUGAGCAGCCUUGUCAACGGUGCUCUUGUUUAGUUUGUAUCUGCUCCAAAGUCGGUUUAUAGUAACGACACCAGCGACCUCCCAGAGGCCUGGAUCUCAGUUCAGGGGCCCUCAGCACUAGUUGAGCAGAGUAUUUUCCUCAGAUGUCUGAGUUUCUGCUUUUGGGGACCCUCCUCAAAUUUUAAAUUUGAGAUCCUAGAAGAAUUUGCAUCAGUCUUGGACAUCUUGUGAAUAUCAGAAAACAUAUUUUGGAGGUUAGAAAAAGACCAGGGAAUAUGGUGUCUACAUUUGCUUCCAUGGAAUCCAACCUGUCUUCACCUGAAAACAGGAUCACAUCCUUCCUUAAGCAGGAAAGAAGCUAUUAAAGUGGAGGUGGAGCUGGAUCCUGAUCCUGGUGUGGUCAGCUAGUUGUGGGAUCAGGAUAUAGGUCUCCACAAGAAGCCAGCUGUAAGAGGCUCCUAGGCAUGUGUGUAAUGAGGAUAUUUGACCAGAGAAGAAAUAUAUUUUUGCCAUCAGUUUGGAGUUGCACUUGACAUUGCUGGGAACAUGUUCAUGAUUCAUUUAUAAUUGGAGACAUUUUGUUUUGUCCAAGGAGUCCUCUCUCCUCCACCUCCUCCUCCAUUGUACACAAACUCUGUCUCUCAUCCUGUGAAAAUGAUUUCAUGGAGGAAACUCUUCCGGCAUUAUCACUUAUGGGCCCUUGGUGGUUAUAUGCUGCUGGCCGUUGUUGCUCUGAGACUUUCUUUCAGAUUGAAGUGUGAUCUGGACUCCAAAGAAUUUCAAAGCCAAUACUGUAGGGAUAAGUUGUACAAGUCCCUAAAGCUCCCAGCAAGGAGGUCCAUCAACUGUUCUGGGAUCACCCGAGGGGACCGGGAAGCAGUGAUCCAGGCCAUUCUGAAUAAUCUGGAGAUCAAGAAGAAACGGGAGCCUUUCAAUGAUAUUGACUACCUUCGCCUGACCAGAGACUGUGAGCACUUUAAGGCUACAAGGAAGUUCAUACAGUUCCCACUGAGCAAAGAAGAGUUAGAUUUCCCUAUUGCAUACUCUAUGGUAGUUCAUGAGAAGAUUGAAAACUUUGAAAGGCUGCUGCGGGCUGUGUAUGCCCCUCAGAAUAUAUACUGUGUCCAUGUGGAUCAGAAGUCCCCAGAAACGUUCAAAGAGGCAAUCCAUGCGAUUACUUCAUGCUUCCCAAAUGUCUUUGUAGCCAGUAAGCUGGUUCGGGUGGUUUAUGCCUCAUGGUCCAGGGUUCAGGCUGACCUGAACUGUAUGGAAGAUUUGCUCCAGAGCCCAGUGCCAUGGAAAUACUUCCUAAAUACAUGUGGGACAGACUUUCCUAUAAAGACCAAUGCUGAGAUGGUCCAGGCCCUCAAGAUGUUGAAUGGGAAGAACAGUAUGGAGUCAGAGAUACCUACUGAGUUUAAAAAAAGACGCUGGAAAUAUCACUAUGUGGUGAAAGACAUAUUGUAUAUAACUAAUGAGAAAAAGGAUCCUCCCCCUAAUAAUUUAACCAUGUUCACUGGGAAUGCUUAUAUUGUGGCUUCUAGAGACUUCAUUCAGCAUGUCUUAACGAACCCUAAAUCCCAACAACUGAUCGAAUGGGUAAAAGACACCUAUAGCCCUGAUGAACACCUCUGGGCUACCCUUCAGCGGGCCUCAUGGAUGCCUGGCUCUGUUCCCUUAAACCACAAGUAUGACAUUUCUGACAUGAUUUCCAUUGCCAGGCUAAUCAAGUGGCAGGCACAUGAGGGAGAUAUCAAUAAGGGGGCAUCUUAUGAACCUUGCUCUGGAAUCCACCAGCGGACUAUCUGUAUUUAUGGUGCUGGGGAUCUGCAUUGGAUGCUUCAAAACCAUCACCUGUUGGCCAACAAGUUUGACCCAAAGGUAGACGAUAAUGCUCUUCAGUGUUUAGAAGAAUAUCUACGUUUUAAGGCCAUUUAUGGGACGGAACUGUAAGAUACACUGUUGUGCUACCUGUGAGGCUGGAACAUGUGCAAACAUGCUAUAAUUGCUGGGACAAUGAAGGGUGGGAGUCCAGGGCUUGGGAAUCUAUGGCAUCCCUUAGGAUAAGGGGACUACUGUUAGAGUGUGGGUAUGUAGACCUGUUCCCUUGCAAAUUGCUGCCUUAGGCGAAAGCUGACUCUUCUCCAACAGUUCCUAUACUGAUUCUAACACAGGGAGGAUAAGAACCAGUGUUAUUUGGAGAUAAAGGAGGAGUGUGUCAGGGGACUGUGGAUUUCAGCUGAAUACCUGGUGUCAGGUUUUGAACUUUAAGGAAAGGCUGUUCCUAAUAAGUCUAGGCUUGGGGGGUGUUAAUGGAAAGAUAACUUUCCCUUUGGUACUGUUAAUUUAAAAAUGAAUAGCUCCUGAUUCAGAGAAUUUCCUCUAUUUUUUGUCUAAGAAGCCAGAAGUAAUGUAAAUAGAUAAAAUGUGUAAGAAUUUUCUCAUAACUGUUGGUGUCAUUUAAAAUUUGUAGUGGCUGGCAAGAGAGCCUCCAUUAAUUAUCCCAAAACGGUCUUGGCAACAAGCUGUUUGAAUAGCAUAUUCAAAAUAAUGUGGAGAAAGAAAAAAAAUAGAGGAACAGAGCUAUUCUUUCAUUAUUGAGACCACUUGUUUUGUUUACAUUACCAAAUUCAUAACUUCUCUACCAGGGAAAAGGUGGGGCAAUUUUUAAAUGGUUUGACCACUCAUGUCCUUAUGAGAAAAUCAUGGCACUAAUUUUGCCAGCUUCACAGUCAAAGAAUGUUUCAUAACAGGUAAUAGUCAUUUAGAUAAAGUUGCAUAUAAUAUAUUGUUACACAUUUUUAGUAGGGAGGGCACUGUGCUGUUAAUUAUAAUGGGAAGCAAAAAUAAAUAAGGACAAUCAAGCUAAACAAGGAUAUCUGACUAUUCCACGUGUAAGCCUCUUCAGUCAAAACUCCCUUUUUUUAACUAUGUGAAUGGAAGUGUUCUUUUUGUGAUAUUGCAGAGUGUGUAUAUAUAUAUUUUAUUGUGGGGAGAUAACAAUGAUGUGUGAAAAUGUUACUUAGGGAAACAGUUUCCUUUCUGAAACUCUGGAGAUAAUUGCUGGCUAUGUGUCAUUGUAAUGGGCAAGGGGUACUACAAAAAUAUAGUGAUACUAUAAAAAGACAGUGGCCUUUGAAGAUAGCACAGCUGAUCUGCAUAUAGUAUGUUCCAAAAAGGCUUUUUAUAUUCAAGUUAAUUUGUGUAAUUUGAAUACUCCCAUUAAUAUGUCAUAACGUCAUCAAUGUGUUUCUACACUUCUGAAUGUGAUUUAAAUAAGGUUUCUCUUAAUCAGCAGUCAGCUUCGUCUGUAGCCCAUGUACCUCUCACGUAGUUCCUGUGUGUGACUCUGAAAUUUUGAUGUAUGUUAAUGAUUCCUUUUUGUAAGGUGGUUUCUCCAUUGGUAGUGGGCAUCAUCAUCCCCAACUUACCUGCUUUGCAAUACUGAGUCCUCUUUACCUGUUCCCAGUCCCACUGUGGAGAUGCUGAAGGAUAGUUACAAGUGCAGUGUUUGUGCCCUGUGAGGUCUGUUGCCAGCAGUGGUAACUACUGACGUGUAUGAUGUUCCUCAGCUCUCCUCUGAGGUGGAUGGAAGUACCACUGUGGGAAGUGGACAGAAAAGCAUCCUUAAGUACACUUAUUCUGAGAAAAAGAACUCAGGUCUUUGGCCACAUAGUCAACUUAAAACUUUCAUGUGAAAUGUUAUAAUUCCUCAUAUAAAUAAAUUUAAAAAAUCAA